Messenger RNA from Talaromyces proteolyticus, 840 nucleotides. Its product is annotated as RPEL repeat protein. The record is from RefSeq and is a predicted model, not a curated record. Bases 261 to 701 code for a protein of 146 amino acids. The transcript has 3 exons. Lineage: Eukaryota; Fungi; Ascomycota; Eurotiomycetes; Eurotiales; Trichocomaceae.
CUUUGUUCUUUUUAAUAGUUGACCAGUAUCCACCUGAAUACCCAGUUCCUAUCCUCUUCUUAAGAACAGAAUCUUAGAGCUUCAACCGGAAUAUCUUGCUGUUGACGGGGUACCAAACCGACUGCCAGUUGACUAUUACUACAUUAAUAGCAGCCAAGCCAAGCUUCCCCGCAUUUCAACAUCAUCAUCCGAUCGGCCACCUCAACUAUUCAACAACGAAACCGAUUGUUACGAAUACAGUGAUUGUUUAAGAAAAGAAAAUGUCUUCUGUUAUCGACGAAUCCGCCAUCUCGCCCACCCUCAACCCGACAAUCGUCCAGCACCGCCGGGAUUCGCUGGAGAAGCAUCUCCAAACGCGCCCGGAGCUGCAGGACCUCAAGGACAGACAUAUUCUGUUGGACACCAAUGCAGCCCCGAGCCUGCAAGCUACCCAGGCGGAGCUCGCCCGACGCCGAGCAUCCAUUAAUCUAAAGAAACAUCUCGAGAAACGCCCUGACCGCGAUGAUCUAGUUGAGAAGAAUAUCCUUCCUACUGCUCGCACCGACAUCGCCCCGUCUCUGCAAGCGAAUGCCCGCGACCUAGAGCGCAAUAUGCUCGCCGACAAUCUCGAGCACAAGAUCAAGGAUCGCCCGGAUCCGGAGCGCUUGAUUGCUAAGGGUAUUCUGGACGAGAGUGAGGAUCCACGGAGUCCUACCGAGUAGACUCGGACAAGACUCGCUAUUAGAAUCCCUUGCACCGUUUUUUGUAUUGUGAAUGAUUAUCGGCGUUGGGUUAGGAGAACUGAUCACACUCGUUCGAAAUGGCAUUGGCGUCGACUGGAUCGAUUGGAUUGGAUUGUAA